UUACUCUCCCUCUCUCUCUCUCCUCUCGAGAGCAUUAUAAAAACAAAUAACGCGAAAUUCAUAUAAAAAAGAAAAAUAUAAAAACGCAAACAAAAGAAAAAAAGAAGAAAAAUUUCGGACCAUUUUCCAUUGUUUCUGGUUCUCGCUUUCUCUCUCAGAUGGUAAAGGGAGGGAAGGUUAGUUCCAAGCGAAAAAUCAAGACAAGGGUUCCGUCAAAGUAUCAGGGUUCCGAUGAUUCGGAUGAGGAUUAUGUGAUUUCGGGUGAAGAAAAUGAAGUUUCUGAGGAUUUAGAGGAGGAUUACUGUUCUUCUUUGGACGGAGAUGCGUCGGAAGAGAGCUUUGUGGAUGAGGAGGAAGAGGAGGAUGAAGUGAAAAAGGUGAGGAAGAAAACUCGAUCAAGAGCAAAAAGGGGUGCUGGUGGUUUUAUUGUGGAUGAGGAGGAGGAGGAGGAGGAGGAAGAAGAUGAAGAGGAAGUGAAACCAGUUAGGAAGGGAAUUAGGUCAAAGGUCCAAAAUGGUUUUUCUAGCCGGCAGAAAAAUGGGGUUAAACCGUCACGAAAGAGGAGAAAGAUUACAUAUCGUGAGGUGGAGGAUCAGGAUUAUAAUGAUGAAGAUGAUGAUGACGAUGAGGAAUUCACACCAGAUGAAGAUGAAUUUUCGGACGUGGAAGAAAAACCAGUGGUGAAAAAGAAGAAAACUGAUGGGAAAGUGGGCAAGCGGUGCUUGAAGAAAAAGGGUCGUCCUGUAAGAGGUGUAAAAAGGAGAAAAUCUUUGGCUUCAAAGAAGCCUUUGAGAAAGAAAGGUAGAACAAGUCAGGCGUCGAGGAGGAAGGCAAGAAGUGACGAUGAUAUUGAAAGUGAUAGCGAUUUCAUGGAUAGUAUUGUGCCCGUGAGAGUAACGAAUGAGAAAAAAACGGUUAGGAAAAGGAGGAGAAUGUCUAUACCGUCAGAUUCAGAUUUUGUGUCUUCUGGAGCAUCUGAUUAUGACUACACCAUCUCCGAGGAAGAGAGAGAGCAAGUACGAGAAGCCAAGGAGUUGUGUGAAAGAUUGGAAACUAAUUUGCGAAGUUCAUUAGUGCCUACUAGCAUUCAGGAGGAUACACCUGUACAACAGCCAAGAAACCCUCCUAGAAGGAAGGGUAAAGAGAAGAUUGAGCAAGUGAAGGUUGAGGUUGUAAAGCAGGUCUGUGGCAUUUGUCUCUCCGAGGAAGAUAAAAGAAGAGUGCGGGGAACACUAGACUGUUGCACUCAUUAUUUUUGUUUUGCCUGCAUCAUGGAAUGGGGAAAAGUGGAAUCUCGUUGCCCUUUGUGCAAGCAGAGAUUUAAGACAAUUAGUAAGCCUGCAAGAUGUACGACAGGAAUUGAUUUGAGAGAAGUGGUGAUACAGGUCUCUGAGCGUGAUCAGGUCUAUCAGCCGACAGAAGAAGAACUCAGGAGUUAUCUUGACCCUUAUGAGAAUGUGAUAUGUACAGAAUGCCACGAAGGAGGGGAAGAUGGCCUCAUGUUACUGUGUGAUCUAUGUGAUUCACCUGCUCACACCUUUUGUGUUGGUCUUGGCCGAGAAGUACCUGAAGGUAAUUGGUACUGUGAGGGUUGUAGACCUGUGGCUAUGGGAUCCUCAAGUUCACAGGCUCAGGGUCGGUUGUCUGAUCAAAGAACUACAAACAACAUUUUGUCUAAUAGACCAUCACCUACUGUACAUUUUGACGAAGGAAUAGACCUUAAUGUGGUGUCCUCACCUCGUCCACAAUUUACUCAAGGAUUUCCCCCUAGAUUUCCUGUUGGAGGUUUUCAAGCACCUUCCCCGGUAUCUGGGGCAGGAGCACCAACUCUAUCAGGGAGACGCUUAAUACAGCGUCAUAUUCAACAACUCCUUAAUUCUAAUAGGACGAGUUAUAUGGCCAGUAUAAAUGAGAGGAACUCAUCUGAUAAUUUGAGAAAUGAUUUCUCUCACCCUCAAGCUGCUCAGACAAGGGAAAUGACAGUCCAACAUACCAGGACAGACGAGAUGGAGGCAUCUUACCACACAUUCUUUGAGGAGAGAUUACAAAACAAUCCUUUAGCACUAGUGCCAGAUAACUUGAGUACUGAUUUCUUAAAUACAUCAGCAUCAACCCCUCAGAGAAGGCAAGCAAUUGGGGAUCCGACUACAACAUCUGCUGAUAGAUCUCAAAAUGGAGCAUUAUGGCCUGUACUUACCGGAAUGAAUUCAGUACCAAAUUCCGGACAAUUCCAUCACUUCAGCGGUAGACCAAAUAUUAGUGGAUCUGAUGCUGGUGUGUCCCCUAGUACUGCUACGGAACAGGAUGUUUUUCACCUAGCAAAGGAACAACUGAAAGUGAUGGUCAAAAAGCACUUGGAUAAUUUGUCCCGAGACGUUGAUCUAGACAAAGACACUUUCAAGGACAUUGCGAGGAGAUCUACGCACACUGUCUUGGCUGCGUGUGGACGUGAGCACAGAAGCUGUGAAGUAGUUCCCGUGCCUCCUCCCUCAACCUGCGCCCACGUUGAAUUAACGGUGGGUGGAAUGACAAGUCUGAUGAGAGGCCGAUGUCCAUCUUGUUUCGAAUCUUUUGUAGGGGAAGUUGUAAAGAGGAUCUUCGAUACAAAACUCCCGCAGUGGUUGAGUUUACGUCUCUAGUUAUCGAGUAUCCUCGUUGCAACACACGUCUUUCCCCUCCCCCGUCGAUCCUGUUUUUGUUAGGAAUUUUAGACCAUAUUUUGUUUAGCUUAUUUAAUCCCAUUUUUACAUUAAUUUGUUAGAUUAGGCUAAUUCAAAUAUAUGAAAAUUGCUACGUAUUUAUCACUUUC
This is a messenger RNA of Pyrus x bretschneideri (Chinese white pear), 2809 nucleotides long. RefSeq lists its product as uncharacterized. The transcript has 4 exons. Bases 159 to 2639 code for a protein of 826 amino acids. The record is from RefSeq and is a predicted model, not a curated record. NCBI's taxonomy places the organism in Eukaryota, Viridiplantae, Streptophyta, Magnoliopsida, Rosales, Rosaceae.